Molecule: messenger RNA, 1702 nt
Organism: Magnolia sinica
Lineage: Eukaryota; Viridiplantae; Streptophyta; Magnoliopsida; Magnoliales; Magnoliaceae
Product: BAG family molecular chaperone regulator 1-like
Exons: 4
Coding region: 630-1487 (285 amino acids)
Biological process (GO): protein stabilization
Cellular component (GO): cytoplasm
Molecular function (GO): protein-folding chaperone binding; adenyl-nucleotide exchange factor activity
Source: RefSeq, a predicted model, not a curated record
UUUCUCUCUCUUGCUUGCGUUCUCUGCUUCUUCGUGUUUGUUCUAGAAGAAACUGGGCGAUUUCAAAGGCGGGAGUAUUCCACGAUUUUCAUCCUGAUUUUCAAUUCCUCGGCGUGUUUUUUGGUUCUCUGAUAGGGAAGAUCUUCCGCCUCUUGAUUUUUUUUGGAAGGAUUUGAGAGGCGUUGAGGCUGGAAUGUCUGUCGCGAGAGAGAUCUGAGGCUUUUCGGUCGGAGAUUGGGAAGGACGGAGGCGGAUUCGGUUUUCCGCCUCCGAAUCGGUGGUUUUGUUUACUUUCACGGCACGAUCUGUGGUUUUUCGACCGAAUUACGGUCGGGUUGAAGGUCAUUGCGAAGAUCUGAGGUUUUUUUCUUGUACCAUUGGUGAAACGGAGAAGAACGGGGUCAUUUUCCGUUUCUCCGCCUUUUCUAGCCGGAAAGAGAGAGCUAAUGUUGCAGGCUCUGUUACAGAUCUCUGGAGGAGAGAUCUGAGGUCUUUUCUUUGGCUAUCGGCCAUCUCAAACUUAAGAUCUAAGGAAAAGACUCGAAUUUUCGGCAUUCUCUCGGCGUCUGUAGAAUCUCUAUUUCCCGCCCUAAGGAAAAAAGUCAAGUCCAGAAGAAGAAGAAGGUGAGAUGAUGCGAAUGAAGAUGAAGACCGGAAGAACACCUAUGAACGGAAUCUAUGAAACCGGCAGCAGCGGACCGGAGCCCGUCGAUUGGGAGCUCAGACCAGGCGGAAUGCUUGUACAGAAGCGGAAUCCAGACUCGGAGCGAGAGUCAGUUCCGGCUCCAACCAUCAAAGUUAGGGUCAAAUACGGCUCUUCUCUACACGAAAUCAACAUCAGCUCUCAAGCAACCUUCGGGGAAUUGAAGAAACUGCUUGCAGCACCGACCGGAUUGCAUCAUCUAGACCAGAAGUUGCUGUUCAAAGACAAGGAGAGGGACUCCACCGCUUAUUUGGAUAUGGCAGGAGUAAAAGACCGAUCGAAGAUUGUUCUCGUCGAGGAUCCAACAAGCCAGGAGCGACGAUACAUUGAAAUGCGCCGGAAUGCGAAGAUGGAGCGAGCCUCAAAGUCCAUAUUGGAGAUCAGCUUGGAAGUCGACAAGCUCGCUAGCCAGGUCUCUGCUCUCGAAUCCGUAAUUUCCAAAGGCGGUAAAGUUGCUGAGAACGACGUAUUGAAUCUGAUCGAGCAGUUGAUGACGCAGCUGAUCAAAUUGGACGGCAUCAUGGUCGACGGAGAUGCAAAGAUGCAGAGGAGAAUGCAGGUGAAGAGAGUGCAGAAGUAUGUUGAGACCCUUGACUUGAUCAAGAUCAAGAACGGCAUGUCGGCUGGUGGCGGCGGCGGCAACAGCCGGCAAAUGGCGCAGCGGAAUUCCCCUUCUCCUGCUGUCGUGGUGACGACGAAAUGGGAGACGUUCGAUCCAGUGGGGCCCACCCCAUCGACCUCAAAAAAUUCCAACCCUAAGUUUGAUUGGGAGUUUUUUGAGUAAGUGUUCUUCUUAUUGUGCAUAGAUAUCACAUGAGCUGUGUGUGAAUUGUGUUCUGUUCUGUUUUUGUUUUUGUUUUAGAGGGUGAGUCCACCACCCCUUUCUUCUCUCUUCUCAUAUCUUUCUAUUCUUUUCUGUAUUUAGAUUUUUAGAAGGGUCUUUUGCUACAUCUCAUUUUAUCCAUCAUAAAUAAAUGGGUUGAUGACGGUGCUGGUGCU